GUGUAACUGUAUUUCUUUCCUUCUGGGAGACGGCGACGACGGAAGCUCGAUGACAUUGUGGAUUCCAUUAACCCAGAGGGAUUUGUUUAAUCAACUCCAAUUAUGGAGCAUUUCGUUUCAUGCAAUCCAAUCAAUGGGAGGAUGUUCAAAUGUCCACACGCCAGUUCAUCCUAUCGGCAGCUCGUGAAGACUUUCCGGAUAAAACAAAAUUGUUUGGAGACAGAGGGAUUCACCAAACCCUACUGUUUGUUGCAUCUAUAAAUGCCCCUCGCCCCCCUUAAUUGCCACGACUCUGGUUUCGGGGGGAAAUUGAGAGGAAUCGAUACCAUGGAGAUUUCGAGCUUCAGAAGCUUAUCUGAAUUGGGAAUGGAGGACCCCCUUUUUAUCCAUCAAUGGCCUGUGAAUUCCAUUGAGGAUCUGAAUUCAAAUUUGCACCAGUCAUUCUCUCAGCCACCAAUGCUCGACUUCAAACGAGCUGCAGAAUCAGAAUCACCUCAAGCAGGGAUAAACAGGCCGUUGAAGCAUCAUCGAACUGCCUCUUGGAAUUCAAGCAAAUUUGGGAACAUGUUAAAUUCGCCUGUCUUCGGAAAUGCCCUCUUGCUUGAUAAUCAGGAUGUCUCCAAUUUGGAAGGAAUAGUGAAACCUAAAGAGGAGGUAUGGUCUUCGAUUAAUAUCCCCUCCGAUCCAGCUGUUUCCCAGUCUUGUUUUGGAAACCAAAUGAUGACUUGCGGCGGGGUAGCUAAGAGAAUUGCAACAAACACGAGGCUUGCACAAGCGCAAGACCAUAUCUUAGCAGAGAGAAAAAGGAGAGAGAAGCUCAGCCAAAGGUUCAUAGCAUUGUCUGCUCUUGUCCCCGGUUUGAAAAAGAUGGACAAGGCUUCGGUUCUUGGAGAUGCGAUCAAGUACAUGAAACAACUCCAGGAGAAAGUCAAGAUUCUUGAGAAGCAAACUGAGAAGAGCUCCAUGGAAUCUGUCGUAUUUGUCAGGACACACAGAAUCCAUGUCAAUGGCCAAGAAUGUUCAUCAGAUGACCUGAGCUUCCACAGAGACGAAACCAUCGUCAGCGAGCCACUCCCACAAAUUGAGGCAAGAUGCUGCAACAAGGACAUGCUCAUAACAAUCCACUGCGAGAAACGAAAAGGGGCACUGGAAAAAGCAGUUGCCCAGAUAGAGAAACUCCAUUUGAAUGUCAUCAACAGCUCUGUUAUGACUUUCGGAGAUUCUGCUCUCAACAUAACACUAUUUGUACAGAAGGAUACAGGAUUUGCCACCGGCAUCUUGAAGGAACUGGUGAAGAAUCUACGCAUAGCUCUGGAGUCCGCUUGAGAAAUCCUCAACAAAUACUUAUCAUAUAUAUAUAUAUCUAUAUUCACACGUGUCCUAGUUGAUUACUAUCUUUUUCAAGUUUCUCGUUUGCUGAUUUCCUGGAUACAUUAAUUUCUUCGGUGUGUCUCUCUGCCAUUUGGUCCACUUCAAGACAUCAUCCUCUUCUACCUUAGGGGGCUUGUUUGGCUAUGAUGGGUUCGUUUUGAAGAAGGGUUUUUUUCGUUUUUAUUGGUUCUUGGAAGAACUUGUUUUCAUGGCUGCAUUCAUUUCUGAUUGUGGCCAUGUUUGAUUGGUUGGUCACCCUUCUGGUGUAAACUGAAGUAAUGGGUUUGUUCCUCAUAGCAUAGCAGCUUGCCAAGGUAUGUGUUAUUUCAUUCCUCAUCAAAGGCGUUUCCAUUUGGGGAAUGUUUGUUUGUUUUUUUGUGGAUGGAGCUCAGAGGGAGAGACAUAUUGUGUAUUGUGCUUCAUAUAUUGCUGUGUUUGAGAGGUCUUUUUCAAGAGCCUCUUUUUUCUUUAGAAUGUACGACUGUAAUAAUAAUUAUUAAAGUCUUAUUUGGCACUUUGACUAUCA
This is a messenger RNA of Andrographis paniculata, 1897 nucleotides long. Its product is annotated as transcription factor bHLH19-like. NCBI's taxonomy places the organism in Eukaryota, Viridiplantae, Streptophyta, Magnoliopsida, Lamiales, Acanthaceae. Gene Ontology annotation, molecular function: protein dimerization activity. The transcript is spliced from 6 exons. The record is from RefSeq and is a predicted model, not a curated record. Bases 262 to 1326 code for a protein of 354 amino acids.